UAUUAGCGGAUAUCGCCAAAGAACAAGACUGAACAAGAGUGUGAGCACUUCUCCAGGGUUAGCGAAUAAUUCUUGAAAUCCGCUUUAUAUAUCAUAAGUGAGGCUAAAAAAUCGGUCAUAAAAAUUGUCACGUACGUAACUCUGGAUUUGAACUGAAUUAAAUACAAAUCAUCUUAGAGAGAAGCUGCCGCAAAUCCCACUUGAACUCGAUAGAGCAUUCCGGACUCAGCUUUUCUGCCCUGUCCUGUUCUUUGUUGCUCUUACAGUCAAAGAGUACUAUUUUAUCGUCACAGCAAACCACAAUUUUUGGUUCCCUUUGGAGUAUUCUGUCGCAUUUCAUUCAUUCUGCGGUUAGUCUAGGAAAAUGAGAGACCGGGUACCAGUGACAAGACGCCUACAUUUUACGUCACGACAUCUUCUAGAUCCUUGAUAUAAAACAAAAUCUGAUUUGCAUUUGAACUUCAACUUGUGCGAGAGGCUACAGCGAGCUAUAAAUACUAGCGCGGUCCUAGAUCCAUUUGAGUACAUGGAAUAUAAUCGUUGGAGUUUUGUGAGUGUAUUACUGACAUGGAAUACAAGUAUACUCCCGUAGAAGACUUCUCAUCUAAUGAUAGCAGCAUGGGUAAUAAUAACAACAAGGUCAGGGCUCAAGUGACCGUCGUGGAAUCCCUGCCGAAUGGGGAGAAUCAUCAGGCCGAGAGGGACCUGGAGCCGAAUGAGGAGGAGGCCUGGGGCUGGCGGGGGUUCAGACCACGUUGUUUGCAGUUUCUAAGAUCUCCAAGAUGGUUUUUGGUCUUUAUCAGUUUAUUCAGUUUGUUUCAAGCAAUGGCGGUAAAUUCAUUCGUAAGUAUCGCAAUCCCGACCUUGGAGCGACGGUACUCGUUCAACAGCAAACAGACAGGGCUUCUUGUCUCAGCCAAUGACAUCACUGCGCUGAUUCUUGUCAGUUUUGUCAGCUUCUAUGGUGGUUACGGACACAAGACCAAGUGGUUGGGUUUCGGAGGGAUUCUUACGGGCCUGGGAUGUGUUAUGUUCAGCUUGCCUCACUUUAUGCACGAGAAGUACAACUUGGAGGGGUCGGUGUUACGCAGUAGCAGCGCCGUCUGCUCCCUCAACUCCACCACCCCGCGACAAAGUCCCGGAUGUAGCAACACAGAUGAGCUCGCUGACAGCUCCUACAUGAUCGUAUUCAUCUUUGCCCAGCUGCUUUCGGGCGCAGGGACCACCCCACUGCACACAUUAGGGCCAGCGUACAUUGACGAAAAUGUCUCGCCCAAGUACUCCUCGUUUUAUCUUGGAGUUUUCUUCUCCACGGCGAUGCUGGGGCCUGGGUUUGGAAACAUGAUUGGAGGGAAACUAUUAAGCAUUUUUGUGGAUAUCAAGCAGCCUGCAGGAGUCCGUCUCAGUCCCAGGGAUCCUCGGUGGAUUGGCGCCUGGUGGCUAGGACCACUGGUCAGCGGCUGCUUUCUAUUUCUGAUUGGUGGAAUUCUAUUGGGGUUCCCCAGGCAGCUGCCAGGGGCAAAGAGAAGGCGAGAUGAAGCUAUUGCUAAAGGCAUUAUACAAAAGAGGGACCGGACCACCGGGAACCUUGCCGAUAUUGUCCCUGCUACUAAGAGCAUGUUAAGGAAUGGGACCUACAUGUUCCAGAAUAUGGCGCUCACGGCAAGCACGCUUGUUGGUGCAGGAGCGGGUCCGUUUCUGUUCAAGAUUAUCAGGAUUCGGUAUGGCGGGACGGCGGAAGUGAUCGGCCUCGCGGUCGCACUUAUCCUCAUCCCAGGAGCCGGGGGAGGCAUCGCGCUGGGCACGAUGAUCGUCAAGUUCCUCGGACUUAAAGACGCGUGGACCAAGGCGGCGAGGUGCACUUUCUUCCUUCAGCUCAUAGGGAUCUGGACAGCCCUUAUCUUCCUCAUACCCGGAUGUAGCUAUUACAACUACGCAGGAGUAGACGUCGCCUACCCGAACAGUUCACUGACAGGCCUGCGCGGUGCGUGCAAUGCCGCGUGUAACUGCUCCGUUGACAAGUACAGUCCCUUGUGUGGACCUGGAGGCUUAAAUUAUUUCUCGCCUUGCUUCGCGGGAUGCACCACGAUGACAAGGAAUAGGACGUACACGAACUGCGCAUGUGUGGAAUCAGCGGCAAGUGGUGCGAUGCCGUCCCUGGGGAGCGGGUUGUGUGAGCGACAGUGCAAGAACUUGAUUCCAUUCCUGAUCGGCGCCAUCGUCCUCUCCGUGAUCAGCUUCUCCAACACCAUUCCAUCUAAGAUCGUCACGAUAAGGUCUGUGGCUGAUAAUCAGCGCGGCUAUGCCCUGGGCUUACAGUUUGUCUUCAUUAGGCUGCUAGGCUCGCUCCCAGGCCCCAUUCUGUUUGGACAUUUGAUUGACAGCACGUGCACCCUGUGGCGGUAUAAUUGCGGAACGCGGGGGAACUGUCUCAACUACAAGCACGACAGACUGGGUCUAGUUCUUAUGGCUGCGGCUCUGCCUAUCAAUGCGAUCUCGUGCAUCGCUUACUUCAUUUCGUGGCGCUUCAGCAAGAGGCUGUCCAGGAUAAACAGCAGGGGGGAUAUGCCAAUGGAGAUAGCCAAUCAGAGCGCACCAACAGAGGAGGCUAAUAAUGUGACUGGCGAGAUGACCAAUGGCAAAGCUGUGGUGAAGCACAGUAACGAGUCUCAGACGGAUAGCACGGACUGCAAGGCUUGACGGGCAUUAAAGACCCCUGGCCAACAGCCAAACAUUCCUACCCUCCACGUGGUCGUUCAGGGUCAUGUGAUCAAGACUAGUCUCACGUGAUUAAGUCCUUAUCCCACGUGGACAAUGUCUGCCUCAUGUUGUAGUUACACCUAGUUAGUAGGGGGAGGUUGUAACAAAACCCUGCAAACUUCAAAGGCCAUAAACAAUAGGCGCUCUUUGAUGUUGAACAGCCCUGUCAAAACUGUCAACCCUGGCUAAAAUUCUAAAAAUUAGAGCUCUAUCGAACAAUUUCAGUGAGCUUAAUAAGCAAGCAUGAUUUUGAAUUUCCAUCAAUACUGUUUGAGUUGAAAAAACAAAUGGGAAAGCGGUAUUGAUGCAGAGCAACGACUUUUUUUUCUAUAUUCUCUUGUACUGUACGUUCGGCCUUUGAAGUUCGGCGAGUUUCGUAACCAUUUCCCUUUAUUAACUGUGAUUCACACUAACACCGAAGAAGGGCGGAUCCAGGAAUUGCAAAAACGGGGGUCGAAGCAAGGGUUUCAAGAAAGGGGGCCGGAUUCAUUGUUCUUUCGUGGAUUGUCUCAUAUUUCUUGUUAUUUUUGAGCUUAAUAUCUGAAAUUUAGGGGGGGGGGGGGGGGGGGCGCUCGGACCGUACCUAGAUCCACCCCUGCUAAAACAAGUUCAGGUUAGAGUGCGAUUUGCGUGAAAGGAGCUUGAUCAGGUUUCUUACAGCUCGCCUUGAAAUUUGUUUGCAACCUUUUAUGCCAAGUUUCAAGGACUUCUAACCAGGAAAUUUAGCUUUACUUCAAAACAAGCUCCGAUCUCUAAAGCCUCCCUUUCAUGGCAAAUUAUACCGCACCCCCAAUGAUAUUAAAUUUGGCCUAUUAUCUAAAAUGUUCAUUUUAAAAA
This is a messenger RNA of Nematostella vectensis (starlet sea anemone), 3597 nucleotides long. Its product is annotated as solute carrier organic anion transporter family member 4A1-like. The record is from RefSeq and is a predicted model, not a curated record. NCBI's taxonomy places the organism in Eukaryota, Metazoa, Cnidaria, Anthozoa, Actiniaria, Edwardsiidae. The transcript has 11 exons. Gene Ontology annotation, biological process: transmembrane transport. Bases 568 to 2700 code for a protein of 710 amino acids. Gene Ontology annotation, cellular component: membrane. Gene Ontology annotation, molecular function: protein binding.